UUACGAAUUCCCCCACAGAACGAUAUUGACCUGUUAAUUUGUGUCGAAUGUAUGGAGAUCCUUCGUCCAAGAGGAAUUAUGUAACAAAGCGUGGGCAGUUUACCGAAAGAUUUCAUGAAGUGAGCCAGAGAAUAAGACGAUUAUGUUUCUCGGCUGUAGGAUAGAAGUCUUAAGGUGCCGCCGGUCUUUUAACUGGACCCUUUGGAGGGAGGAGGCCAAGCGGCAGGUGGGUGGACGCGCGACCCAUUCAUAAAACCCAGGGCUCUCGGCUUGCUUCUCUCAUUGGCCCCGGGGGGAAGGGGCGUGACCCGCGGGUGGAGCGCGCUCCGGGCCCCAGGGAGUGGGAAGAUCCACGCUUGGGUGGAGCGAGGGGGCGUUCCUUAGUUUUCCCGGCAGGACUGCCUUUUCCCCUCGCCGUGUUCCUCCUCUCUCCCCUGGGGUGGGAUGGUACGUCCCACCCUCCUCGCAUUCCCGCCCCCUCCUCCCCUCCGGAGCUGUGGCGCUGCCGCCAUCUUGGCACGUCAGGUUGAGGGAAAGAGCCAAACCCUGGCUUCAGGGGGCCCGGACAGGAGGGACCCUCCGGCGGUAGACAGCGAGCCCUACCCCCAGCCCUCCUCCCGUUUUUGCUCCGGCGCGGGGCUCUGAGGCGUCCCAAGGCCGGCCGGUUCCUGUCAGGCCCGGGGAGGAGGGGCGGACGGGGCGGCCUCUGCCUCCCCGGGACGGGCGCUACCACCCGGGCGUGGAGGAGAGCGCCUGGUGACGGUGGGGCGGCGGCGGCGCCCGGGGGCGGGGUGCGGAGCGAGCCGGCCGACUCCCUGGAGCGGAGCGGAGCGGGGCGGGGCGGGGCGGGCCGUGGGGGCGGGCCGUGGGGCGGACGGAACCACCGGGGCGGGGUGGGGAGGUAACGGGACGGGCGCUACCAUGGCGCGGUGAGGGAGCGGGGGUAGGGAUCGGUCCCGGGGAGGCCUGGGGCCGCUGGCUUGUGCGCCGUCUCGGCCGCCCCCCCUUUUGCCGCCGCCGCCGCCGCCGCCCCGGGCAUGUCGUCCAACUGCACCAGCACCACGGCGGUGGCGGUGGCGCCGCUCAGCGCCAGCAAGACCAAGACCAAAAAGAAGCAUUUCGUGUGCCAGAAAGUGAAGCUAUUCCGGGCCAGCGAGCCGAUCCUCAGCGUCCUGAUGUGGGGGGUGAACCACACGAUCAAUGAGCUGAGCAAUGUCCCCGUCCCUGUCAUGCUAAUGCCAGAUGACUUCAAAGCAUACAGCAAGAUCAAGGUGGACAAUCAUCUCUUCAAUAAGGAGAACCUUCCCAGCCGUUUUAAGUUUAAGGAGUACUGCCCCAUGGUGUUCCGGAAUCUCCGGGAGAGGUUUGGGAUUGAUGAUCAGGAUUACCAGAAUUCGGUGACGCGCAGCGCCCCUAUCAACAGUGACAGCCAGGGCCGAUGUGGCACACGUUUCCUCACCACCUACGACCGGCGCUUUGUCAUCAAGACCGUGUCAAGUGAGGAUGUGGCUGAGAUGCACAACAUCUUAAAGAAAUACCACCAGUUCAUCGUGGAGUGUCACGGCAACACCCUUUUGCCGCAGUUCCUGGGCAUGUACCGCUUGACCGUGGAUGGCGUGGAGACCUACAUGGUGGUCACCAGGAACGUGUUCAGCCAUCGGCUCACUGUGCACCGCAAGUAUGACCUCAAGGGCUCCACUGUUGCCAGAGAAGCGAGCGACAAGGAGAAGGCCAAGGACUUGCCGACAUUCAAAGACAAUGACUUCCUCAAUGAGGGGCAGAAGCUGCAUGUGGGAGAGGAGAGUAAAAAGAACUUCCUGGAAAAACUGAAACGGGACGUGGAGUUCCUGGCCCAGCUGAAGAUCAUGGACUACAGCCUGCUGGUGGGCAUCCACGACGUGGACCGGGCAGAGCAGGAGGAGAUGGAGGUGGAGGAGCGGGCAGAGGACGAGGAGUGCGAGAAUGACGGGCUGGGUGGCAACCUGCUGUGCUCCUACGGCACGCCUCCGGACAGCCCCGGCAACCUCCUCAGCUUCCCCCGCUUCUUUGGUCCUGGGGAGUUCGACCCCUCUGUUGACGUCUAUGCCAUGAAAAGCCAUGAAAGUGCCCCCAAGAAAGAGGUCUAUUUCAUGGCCAUCAUCGACAUCCUCACGCCAUAUGAUGCUAAGAAGAAAGCCGCGCACGCUGCCAAAACAGUGAAGCACGGGGCGGGGGCCGAGAUCUCGACUGUGAACCCUGAGCAGUACUCCAAACGCUUCAACGAGUUCAUGUCCAACAUCCUGACGUAGUUACCUUCUACCUUCAGCCAGAGCCGGAGAGCCGGAUGUGGGGUCGGGCCAGAAAAGGGAGAGGGUGUAUUUGGGCUAGAUGGGAGGGUGGGGAGCGUGGGGAGCAGUGUAGGGGGAGGGGAGGGCUUCAGUGAUGAGACUGCAGCCUGUGACAUUGAAAGACUCUAGCUGGGGAGGAGGGGAUGUGCUGUGUGAGCACGUACCCACAGGGUGUAGCCUUGAUCUUUCCCCCAUUUGACCCAGGUUGAAAAGGGGUUUCCUUUUUGUUCCCUUGUAACCUUUUUAACAAUACGUUGGGGCUAGAGAUGAGUUUGUGGGUUUAUGUGGGUUUUGUUUCUGAAAUCUCAUUGCUCCAGGUUUGCUAUUUAUAAUGAUGUGUGUCAUCACCCCAUCACCCUCCCCAUCCCUGCCCUGCUCUCGGUUCCCUUCAGUGAAAGAGGCACCCCCAUGGACCCGGCCAAGGGGCCUCUCAGGGCCAAGUGCUCUGAUGGCAGAGGAGAGGUCAGACACUUCAGUCCUGCUGCAUUUGAUCUUGUCUGGAUUAACUUUUUCAUUUUCUGGAGCAUUGUGCACAAACUUCCUCCACCUUUUCACCUUGGAUCCAAGUGAAAUGUUACCUGAUUCCUCCAUCUAAAUGCUGUCCUCCAAAUCAACAGCAGGCAUCUUGGAUCAGAAUCAGAGAUCUCACAGGGGCGUGAGUUCAUCCUCAUGGGAUGGUGAGGGGUGGGGGUAGCGGCUGGGCUCUUGGACAGCUGGUUCUCACAGAACCCUGCGAUCAUCACCCACGCCUCUGAGCUCCUUUGGCUGCUGGAGUUCAGAUGUCCUCUGUCUAAAGCCUGCCUCCCGUUGGUCAAGAGGAACUAGAAAGCAUCUUUAGGUACAGCAGGAGCCUUCAUGCUUCGAUGGUUAUUUCCCCUUGGGAAACCCCCCAGAACCUGAUGAGUAGCCAGUGAGGCCUUGUGCCCUCCAUCCAUUGACUUCCUCCUGACCUUCUCCCACGCACCCUCCCUUGUAGUUGAGCUUUUAGCUGGGGGAGACCUCCACGUGCCUGGGAUGCUCCUUGCAGAGAGGCCUCCUCAAGCCCCAGGGCCACCAUGUAGAUAAUCUGAUGCCCUGUGCCUGUGGUCUGUCCCCCUGGACAGUUUUGGCCAUCAGGGAGUGCUGCCCCCCACCGUGGAGUGUGGCACCCAAGCCUGAGCUGGCCGCGGAGUCACUUGAAGAUGUGACCCAGGAAAUCCAAUGUGGAAGCCUGAAACGGGAUUCGACCUGGCCCAGCUUUGGGGCUGUUUUCCUUGAUGCCCCCGUCUUAACUUUGAGCAGAUCUGCCACCCCAGGGGUGCUUCGGGAGUGGCUUCCUGCAGCUUCGUGCAGGGUCCCCACCCACCUGCUGAGCUACCCAGGCCUCAGAACUGAGCCGGGUGUCAUUCUGUGAUGCCAUCAGAGCAGUCUGGUCUGGCUCAGAGAGAACAGCCCUGUGUUGGGGGAGGUACAUUCCUGCACCUUCUCACCCCCUCACCCGGAACUGGGGAUUUGGGAUGAUCUAUGGUAAAACUUUUGUAGAUAACCCCACAGGUGCGAUGAAAGUUUAUGGAAACAUUUCAAAUGGAUGGACUGGUUUCCUGUGGCUCCCUCCAAACCUGGCCAAGUUCAGCUUCUGGAGCAGGAACCACCGCCUCCGUGCCCUACCUGCAGCGUUUAGGUGAGGGGGGAAUGGAGGCAGCAUUCUUGGACUCCAGUGAGGCUGCUGGAACUGUUCUGGAAGAGGCAAAUAGGUCAGACAACCGCCCCCCGGCCCAGGAAGGGGCCAUAGGCAGCUCUGAAUGAUCAGCAGCAGCAAGACCAUGAAGUGACUUGGGGAAGAACUUGGAACCAAGUGGCUCACGGAGAAAACAGAUCUGACUUAGGACGGGAUUACGUAGGAACGAUGUUUGGACUUGAUUUCCCCACCUCCUAAUCAAGAAUGGAAAUUUGGAUCUGUCCCUCGGGAGGCCCGCAUCUUCCGAGCUUAGUGGGCUGUCCUCCAGCAGAGGCCACAGCCUUGGGCUCCCACCGGCUUCCUGCGUUUGGUCUGCUGAUUAUGUUGCCAUCAUGUGUGUGAAAAGUGUAACACAAUCCAUCGGUUAAAAAAUGAGCUACCAGGUAUCUAACUUCUUUAACAUUGAGUUUUGUGUUUUUUGUGGGGUUUUUGGUUGUUGUUGUUGUUGUUUUUUUUUUUUUUUUUUG
Molecule: messenger RNA, 4511 nt
Organism: Panthera uncia (snow leopard)
Lineage: Eukaryota; Metazoa; Chordata; Mammalia; Carnivora; Felidae
Gene: PIP4K2B
Product: phosphatidylinositol-5-phosphate 4-kinase type 2 beta
Exons: 10
Coding region: 1038-2288 (416 amino acids)
Biological process (GO): phosphatidylinositol metabolic process
Molecular function (GO): phosphatidylinositol kinase activity
Source: RefSeq, a predicted model, not a curated record